AUGGACUCGAUCGAGCUGAUCACCAAGAACUUGCAGGAGCACCUGUCCAUCAACAUCCUGGCCGACGCGCUGAACCGCCAGGAUGACGCGGCCCGAAUCUACUGGGGCACUGCGCCGACCGGCAAGCCGCACAUCGGCUACUUCGUGCCGCUGGUGAAGAUCGCCGAGUUCCUGAAGGCCGGCUGCCAGAUGACCAUCCUCUUUGCCGACCUGCACGCCUUCCUGGACCACAACAAGUCCACCCUGGACGUGCUGGAGCACCGCUCCUACUACUACGAGCGCGUCAUCACCCAGGCCCUCGUGUCCAUCGGCGUCCCCAUCGACCAGCUCACCUUCUCGCGCGGCAUGAGCUACCAGCUGAAGUCCGACUACUCGAAGGACGUGCUGCAGCUGUGCAAGCUGGUGUCGCUGGUGGAUGCCAAGCGCGCCGGUGCCGAGGUCGUCAAGCAGGUGGACUCGCCCCUGCUGUCGGGCAUGGUGUACCCCCUGCUGCAGGCCCUCGACGAGCAGUACCUCCUGGUGGACGCGCAAUUUGGCGGCGUGGACCAGCGCAAGAUCUUCACCUUCGCCUACAUGUUCCUCCCGCGCCUGGGCUACCGCCGCCGGGCGCACCUGCUCAACCCCAUGGUCCCCGGGCUGCAGGGGGCCAAGAUGUCCGCCUCGCAGGCCGACUCCAAGAUUGACCUGCUGGACUCGCGCGAGACCAUCUUCUCCAAGAUCGCCACGGCCCAGUGCUCCCCCGGCGAGAUCGAGGGCAACCCGCUGCUCUGCUUCGCGCAGUAUGUCCUCUUCCCGGCGCGCGCCCUGAACCCGGCCGGCGGCCCGGUGACCCUGGCCCCGGCGGCCGGCGGCGCCCCGCGCGCCUUCGACACCUUCGACCAGCUGCGCGACGCCUUCCAGGCCGGCGAGGUCACCCCCGACGACCUGCGCGCCCUGGUGUCGACCGGCAUCUCGGACCUGAUCGAUCCCAUCCGCGAGCAGUUCACCGGCGACGCGCGCUGGGCCGAGUCCGAGGCCAAGGGCUACCCCACGGCCGAGGCCACCGGGGCCGCCCCCUGCGACGACCUGCUCGACGAGCUGGCCGCCAUGGACUCGGGCAAGAUGACGGCGGAGCUGGUGGCCGCCGUGGCCGAGUGGAAGGCCGGGCGCACGGCCUCCUCGGAUCUCGGGCCCCUGCGCCGGGCCGUGGCCCCGGCCCUGGCCCAUGAGUAUGCCCACCGUCUGGCCACGGCCUCCGGCGACCGGCUGGCCGCCUUCCGCGCCCGGCUGGCCGAUCAGGCCCAGCUCCGGGCCCUGGUCCAGAGCGUGGCCAGCUAUGUGGCCGAGCAGCCGGCCGCCGCCGGGGCGGCCGAGGUGGAUGCCACCGCCGCCGGGCCGCUCGGGCUCGGGUCCGUGGCGGCCCUGCUGACGCAGCUCCUGUCGCGCCUGCAGCCGGUGGACACUGCCGCCGCCGCCGCCGGUGGGGAGGAUGGCGCUGCCGGCCUCUCGGCCGUGGCCGCCGUGCAGGGGCCCCUGGCCCAGUCGGUGGCCGACAUCGGCGCCAAGGCGCCCAACUGCGACUUCGUCGACAUCGGCCGGACCCUGCUGGCCGACAUGGCCAGCCUGGCCGGCCUGGUGGAGCGCAUUUCCGCCAACCUCACCGACGCCGACCAGGUGGCCCCCCUGCUGCUGACCCUGUGCGUGCAGCUGAAGACCCUGAGCACCAACCUGAACAGCAUGCGCCCGGCGUGCGAUCAGUCGCUGUCGAAGUCGCGCGCGCGCGACUUCAAGGCCAAGCUCGACCAGCUGGCCGCCCUGGCGCAGGAGCUCCUGCCCGGGUGCACCCUGCUGGCUGGGCUGCUGCAGUGUGUGGCCGCGUGGCUCGGGGCCGCCCGGCGCCUCGGCACCGAGGGCACCCUGGCCGAGGUGGCCGGCCAGCAGCCGGUGCCGGCCUUCCUGGCCGCCGUGAAUGCCGACCUGCUGGCCUUCCUGGACGGCUCGUCGCAGCUGAUCCUCACCUUCCCGGCGGAGCUGCUGGCCCAGAUCUUCGACGUGGCCAGCGACCUGAACACCGAUGUCAGCGCCUUCAUCGACACGCUGGACGCGCCGUUUGUCGGCUUCCUCAGCGCCGCCAUGGCUGCCCUGGAGGCGGCUGCCUAA
This is a messenger RNA of Fonticula alba, 2139 nucleotides long. RefSeq lists its product as hypothetical. NCBI's taxonomy places the organism in Eukaryota, Rotosphaerida, Fonticulaceae. The transcript is spliced from 3 exons. Gene Ontology annotation, biological process: tyrosyl-tRNA aminoacylation. Bases 1 to 2139 code for a protein of 712 amino acids. The record is from RefSeq and is a predicted model, not a curated record. Gene Ontology annotation, molecular function: ATP binding; tyrosine-tRNA ligase activity.